AUGAUAUUACCAAGAUUCACAAUUUUAAGGGUUACUGGUAGUGGUAAUGUUCCUACUAGGUUAUUUAGAUCGAUCGCUAGGUUCUAUUCCGUUUCUCAACCCAACACCGAUAUUGGUAUUAAUAGUACUCACUGGAAAGAAUUGUCCAAAAUAGUUAAUAAAAACAUUAUCCCUAAAAUAGAUUUAUUAGCAAAAACAACUAAUAAUAAAUUUGUCAACAGAGUUGGUGUUUUAAUCAAUAGGAAUAAAACAUCUUCUAAAGUUUUAUCUGCAUUACUCUUGGAUCCCUAUUUACCUGAUCAAUCAUGGAUAAAUAUGUUUCAAAAAAGAUACAAUAAUGUCUCGCUUUCCAAUAACAAUUCAAAUAUGAUAACUUUAGUCAAGUAUAAUGGAACUUUCCAAAUUAAUAAGAUUGGCAAUGUUACCGUCUACGAAAUUCCAUCUCCAUAUUUAAAAACAAAUAAUGUCGAAUUUGUUGAAUAUUAUAAGGACUACUACAAUAUAAAUGUUUUUAGGGAUAACUGCUAUAUGUAUCUUAACAUACUAUCCUCCAAGGAUACCGUCAAUGCACCAGAUAUUAUAUAUCCUCAUAUCAACGUUGUUGAAGAUGGAGUUAGUGAUUUGUUGAGUAGUACUGUGUACUCGGUAGAUUUUGCUGCAAUACUUGAAACCAUUUUGGACUUUCGUUCAAAUAAACAAAAAAAUACUUCAAAAUAUAAGGAGGUUUGGGUUAACUCAGGGAUGUCGAUAUUUGUAUCUAAAUUAAGUGGUAUUUUGUCAUCGCAACAUCAGCGUGCCUUAUAUAUUAGAAAUUUGGAAAAAAUUGUAAUUGAUCAACUUUUACGAAAAGAUCCCGAUUUAAUUAAAUUCAAUACAGAAUUUAAAUUACAGGAUCAUGUGGCUUCGAGUGAGAUUUCUCAUUGGUAUUCAUCAUCUCAUAAAGAGCUACAAAGCAAAAUCAUGAAUUUAAAACCGGUUUCCUUGUGGAAAAUAUAUUCUUCUUCGGAAUCCAACCUACAAUUACAAUUGUUGGCUAAGCUAGAUCCCAAAAAUUGGGACAUGUUCAAUAAUUUAAAUUAUGUCAAGGGUAAAUUGGGCAUUCAAUCAGAUAAUAAUAAGUUGCCGCACAUUGUACUUGACCAUAGUAUUAUUGCUACGAAGUUACACAGUUUUUACAAUAAAUCGGUCUUUACCAAUUUUUUCACUUUACAAUUACCCUUGGUCUUAAUUUCCGUAAUUGGUGUGUUGAGCAACCAAUUCUCUAUGUAUUCUAUGGGAUCUCUAGCUAGUGUAGGUAUUGUAUUAGGUGUUAAGAAAGUGUUUGACAGCUGUAAUAAAUUUUGGUACAAAACUUUGGAUCAAGACGUUGUGGAUCCAAUAAGAAUGUUUAUUGAAAAUGAGUCUAUUCAAUUAAAAAAACAAGCUAGAGUAAAAUCUUCGGCAGUAAGAGAAAAUGUUGCGAAAAAACUACAAAUUAUUAAACAAAUUGAACUACGUAGUAACAACACUGCUGUAAAUUAA
This is a messenger RNA of Saccharomycodes ludwigii, 1521 nucleotides long. RefSeq lists its product as uncharacterized. The record is from RefSeq and is a predicted model, not a curated record. Lineage: Eukaryota; Fungi; Ascomycota; Saccharomycetes; Saccharomycodales; Saccharomycodaceae. Bases 1 to 1521 code for a protein of 506 amino acids. The transcript has a single exon.